Durio zibethinus is the source of this 2419-nucleotide messenger RNA. RefSeq names its product RNA polymerase I specific transcription initiation factor RRN3 protein. Gene Ontology annotation, molecular function: RNA polymerase I core binding; RNA polymerase I general transcription initiation factor activity. Gene Ontology annotation, biological process: transcription initiation at RNA polymerase I promoter. The record is from RefSeq and is a predicted model, not a curated record. Gene Ontology annotation, cellular component: nucleus. Lineage: Eukaryota; Viridiplantae; Streptophyta; Magnoliopsida; Malvales; Malvaceae.
UAAACAAAAAAAAGGUGUAGAAUGGAGAGCGAGGGUUUUGCGGAGUUGGAAGGAAGAUUGGAAUACCAAACCCUCGUUCGCCGACUCUCUUACAAACUAACAACAGCUGCCGCUGCUGCUACACCAAAGAAGAAGAAGAAGAAGAAGAAGAAGAAGAAGAAAAGGCCCUUUCUCUCUUUUAGCUGUAUAUAUAAAGAUCUAUAUCUGCUUUCGUCUCUUGGUUAAAGGGAAAAGAAGAAAACGAGAAGAGCAGAAAACGCAGGCAGAGGCAAAGGCAGAGUUAUAUUACAAACAACUAAAACGAGCAUGGGACUGGAAUUGCCAAAAAACCCAGAUAUGGACCAAGACAACGUCGUCAAUUUCACUGAUUCAGAAAUAGUUUCUCAUGUCAAGGAUGCUCUCACCUCUCUCCUAUCCGGUGAUAGCAACAGUUACAACCAGCUUGUUGGGGUCAUGCACCAUUCCAAACAACUUGCCCCUGAUGAGGUCGCCUUACUUGAGACUACUUUGAAGGCACUAGCUGGGGCAGUAUCUUGUAUAGAUAUUACUCUUCAUGACUCCCUUCUUUCUGCUAUUUUUAGUAUGAGCUUGUGGAACUAUGGCCCUCAUGUCGCUGAUGCACUAGUUGAACUCAUUGUAUCCCUUGCUAUUUCAAAUGGAAAAUAUCUUGAUUUAUGUCUGGGCAUGCUUGUCAGCAAUUUUACUCCACCGCCUUAUUUCUUAGAUAAACUAAAACUACCACGCGGUCUUGAGAGGAAGGGCCAAGUUCUUUCUCGGGUGCAUGCUGCUUUUAAAAAGAUUGCUGAUUAUGUUCCUCUUGCCCCCUUGAGAUUAUUGACAAUGGUACAACAAGGAAUGCCAACAGUUUAUCAUAAAGACCGAGCAAUUCUGAUUUAUGUGGAGAACAUGUUAACAUUGGAGAGUGGUGAAAUUGGAGAACUUGUUGGAAGCACAAUGCUUAUGGCUGUGGUGGACCGGCUGAUAGAACUAGAUUUGGAGAUUGGAUGGGAUGCCAUUUUACAAGAUGACUUUAGUAAAGGCAUAUUUGAGAUGGAGCUAGAAGAUUUGGAGGACAUUGUGGAUAGUGCUGAGCCAGACAUUGGAGAGUUUCGACUAAGUCGUAAAAGUCUGGCUGGAAACAGCAUUGCUGAAUUGUUAGAUAACCUACUGGUUUUAACCUUUGAACAUCUUGAAUCUUGCGAAAGGGCUGGCCGUUUGGCUAAGGUAUUUGAAACUCUUCUCCGGUCAUUUCUGUUGACAGUUAUGACUGCCUACAAGUCAAAAUUUACUCAGUUUGUGGUUUUCUAUGCUUGUUCAUUGGAUCCUGAAAACUGUGGUAUGAGAUUUGCCAUAAUGCUGGCAGAUUUAUUUGUUCAAGACUCACACCCACAAUCAACUAGGAUGAGUUCUGUGGCUUAUCUUGCUAGCUAUUUAUCUCGAGCAAAGUUUCUGUCAGCCUCUUUUAUUUCUAGCAUGCUAAAAAGGUUGGUUGAUUGGUGCUUGGAAUACUGCAACACCCAUGAUGUUGAUAUAAAUCCAAAUGCACAUCGAGUUUUCUAUUCUGGAUGCCAGGCCAUUAUGUAUGUUCUCUGCUUUCGUAUGAAAGUUUUUAUGGAUGUUCCGCGCUUGAAGUCACAGCUUCUCAUGCCACUGGAACAAAUCUUAAAGCAUAAAUUGAAUCCUUUAAAGGUAUGCCUUCCAUCUGUAGUGGAGGAGUUUCUGCGACAGGCAAAAGCUGCUUCUCUCUUUACUGUGUCCAAAACAUUCAUUUUUGAUGGCCUGCUAGAGUCAGAACUUUCAAGGGCAUUUGGUGGCCUGGAAAGGCUUGAUACAUUCUUUCCUUUUGACCCAUGUUUGCUGAAAAGAUGUGACAGUUUCAUCCGUCCAAUGUUUGUCUUCUGGUCGAUGGUAAAACCAACAUAUGAAGAUGCUUAUGAUGAUGAAAAUGAUGAUGGCAGCAGUGAUGAUGAUUCGAUUCAGGAUUUUGCAAAUGAAAAUGAGGAUAUUAUGAAUGAUGUUGGCAAGAGCUUUGAUGAGCAACAACUUGAUCUUGAUGAAUUUGAUUGUGCAUUGAAGAAAAUGUCAAUCACGCCGAAGAAUAGCUUUGGUUACAAGUUUGGUGGUCGAUUUCAAGAACCAACAAGAAUGCCUUCGAGAAUUAGGCCCUCUACAAGUCCAGAGUCAUUAUGAUUGUCAGAUGAUGUUAUGUAUGUACCAUGUAUGUGCUAGUAUUGAUUACGUAGCUGCUAAGAUUUACAGAAGUUAAAAUUUCUUUUCAGAUUUCAGUAUUUUUGUUCUUUUUUAUCUUAUUACUUUUCUUUUGUGGCAUUCAAUCUACUGAGUGUGUAACAACAACCUUACCGAUGAAGGUAUGGCUCUUUUGCCGCUAUCUACGUGGGUGGGAGAGCUUGCUAGUUAA